Molecule: messenger RNA, 1754 nt
Organism: Cajanus cajan (pigeon pea)
Lineage: Eukaryota; Viridiplantae; Streptophyta; Magnoliopsida; Fabales; Fabaceae
Product: jasmonate-induced oxygenase 2
Source: RefSeq, a predicted model, not a curated record
CUCAACCACACUACAAUUAAACACACGAACGCACUAGCUAUAAUUCCCUCCAAUCCCUCUCUCCCUUUGUGCUUUUCUAGUUCUCUCCAAAAACAUGAUGAGUUGCCAAGCAUGGCCAGAACCAGUGGUUCGAGUCCAAUCCUUAGCUGAAAGUGGCCUAAGCUCAAUCCCUUCACGUUACAUUAGGCCACACUCCCAAAGACCCUCUAACACCACUAGUCUUGCCCCCCACAAACCCUCUCAGGCUGAUUAUGAUCAUGAUCAUGGUCAUAACCAUGACCAUGAUCAUGAUCAUAUCAACAUCCCCGUCGUUGACUUUGAGCACCUCUUCAGUGAGGAUUAUAUCCUCCGUGAAGAGGUGUUCCGACGCGUGGACGAGGCAUGUCAGGAGUGGGGGUUCUUUCAAGUGGUUAACCACGGGGUUAGCCACGAGUUGAUGAAGAGUGCGAGGGAGCUGUGGCGUGAGUUCUUCAACCAGCCACUUGAGGUGAAGGAGGAGUAUGCUAACUCCCCCACCACUUAUGAGGGUUAUGGAAGUCGCUUGGGAGUGCAUAAAGGUGCCACUUUGGAUUGGAGUGACUACUUCUUUCUCCAUUACAUGCCUCCCUCACUUAGGAACCAAGCUAAGUGGCCUACAUUUCCACCAUCUCUCAGGAAAGUUAUUGCUGAAUAUAGUGAAGGAGUGGUUAAGCUAGGAGGAAGGGUACUCAAUGUGAUGUCAACAAACCUUGGUUUGAAAGAAGAUUUCCUUCUUAAUGCAUUUGGGGGAGAAAGUGAGCUUGGUGCAUGCCUAAGGGUGAAUUUUUACCCUAAGUGCCCACAACCUGACCUCACUUUGGGACUCUCCCCUCACUCAGACCCUGGUGGCAUGACCAUCCUUCUCCCUGAUGACUUUGUCUCUGGCCUUCAAGUACGCAAAGGAGAUGAAUGGAUCACAGUUAAGCCUGUCCCAAAUGCCUUCAUCAUCAACAUUGGUGACCAAAUUCAGGUGCUGAGCAAUGCAAUAUACAAGAGUGUAGAACACAGGGUGAUUGUGAACUCAAACCAAGAUCGUGUUUCCCUGGCCAUGUUCUACAACCCGAGGAGUGAUUUACUGAUUGAACCAGCCAAGGAGCUUGUGACAAAGGAAAAGCCAGCUUUGUACUCACCAAUGACAUAUGAUGAAUACAGACUCUACAUUAGGCUUAAUGGACCUUGUGGAAAGGCCCAAGUUGAAUCACUGGCUUCCCAAACGUGAUUCCAAUAGUGUCAAUCAGGACAAGACAGUGUUUGCAUCUAAAUAAUUGGACAUGUUGCUUUCUAGUGGAUGGUUAUAUCUAUAUAUAUAUAUAUAUAUGUAUGUAUAAUGUAGAUGAAGCUUUAUCAUGUUUUUAUUUUGGGGUGCAAUAGUUGAAAAUGAAAAGAAGACGUUGAAUCACGUGUUGAAAUUAUCCUUUCAUGUGUCUGGAUAUCGCAAAGUGAGUAAUUGCCUUGGUCAAUUGAGGAAAGAAUUGAAUAAUGGUAAGUGAUAGGGACGAUUUGAGCAUAUAUACCUUUAUCCCACGUUGGCCUAGUGUGGAAUGCUGACUAUGGUUUGUGAAGGAAAAAGAUAGCACCAUGAUGGGACAUGAUUUCCCCAACACACACCAUCUAAUUCAGUUGACAAUUUCCAAUAUUCAUGCGUGUUUCGACCGGAGGACCUUAUUAUAGUCAUUAAUUAAUUUAGUCACGUUGUAAAUUGGCCUCCAGAUAAGAGUUAGUGCUAGUUUGGUUCA